UGAUUGGGGUGCGUGCUUUUUAUUAUUAAACAACAAGGUCAUCAUCUAGACAAUCACAUCAAAGCAGGAUCCUCUCUAGGAAUAUCCUCCUCUUCCGACUUUGUCAUUCAGCAUCGCUGGUCGUUGCAAAAGGAGGACGGAAAAAGGUGCAUCGAACCUUACAACAAAAUCAAAAACAACAAGACUUGUAAGCCAUUCACCUUUGAGCAUUUACCCACGCAAUCCUCAUGAACAAGAUUCGUAAUCACCGACAAUGACAAAAUCCGGUGAUGCUGUUACAUGUAGAUGGGGAAUUCUAGGGUGUGGAACAGAUGCUGCUCAGUUCGUAGCAGAUUUGCAAUCUAAUCAAACAACAGCCUCUUCUUCGAGUAAACCGCUAAUCAAGCACACAAUCAUUGCAGUAGCCUCUACAAUCGAGAAAGAAGCAAGAGCAUUUGCUGAUACCCAUGUUCGACUAGAAAAGGGCAAUGACAAAAAAGUCAAACAUGUAGAAGCAUUUGGCACGUCAACUGAAUUACACGCACAUCCUGCAAUAGAUGCAAUUUACGUCGGAGGCCCUCAGAUUGAACGGCAUCGGGAAGCAACUUCUGCCAUUCGUGGUGGAAAGGCUGUUCUGCUGUACAAGCCCAUAGCUAUGACAAGAAUCGAAGCUGGCGAGCUUUGCGAAUUAGCUGAACGUGAUAAGAAACAUUGGCUAGGAAUCGUGAUGAGGAAACAAAGUGCAGAGAAAGGACUACUUUGGGCGGCAGAUGAAUGUGCAAUAGGAACCUCUACUUCCAAAACCGAAAGCGAGAAACUUCCUUGGAGCGAAUCAUUAAGCAUAUUGGAGGCACUUGACGAGAUUCGUGAAAGCGGAGGUCCACUCGCUAUUCACCAUACAAAUGCAGCUGCAUUCCCCAAGAUUGAAUCACCAGAAGAGGUACGAAUCUCUCUAGAUGGCACAAAUCAUAUUGCUCAUACCAAACGAUCACCCUCUCGAUCGAGCGAAAGAAGUGAUGCUACAUUCCACAGCAGUCAUGCAAAUACCGGGGAUGAUAGCUUGAACGGUUCAAGCAUCUCAAAAGCAGCUUUACGAUCACAGGUACACGAAUUGAAGCAUAUCAUACGUCAAAAGACGGCCAUCAUCACUUCUCUUGAGCAAAAAUCAGGCACACAAACACCUUCUAGUGGCGCACGCCGAGCGCCACGUAGUCGAAAUUCAUUACCUGCUGUUGGUGCUGCCUCUUUAUCGCCAUUAAUAGGCGGCGGUGGGCGUAGAUCUAGAGCAUCCUCAAUGGAAAGGACGACAGAUAGCUUUCAAUCUUCUGACAGCAAUCAUCCGAGUGAGCAUAGCAAAGAACCAUUUUCUGAUAUCGCAAAUACAGCAGAUACACCAGGUAAUGGAAAUGGCAUGACAGUCAAUCGAAGAAGAAGAAAAGACGCAAAUUCUUUGGGAUUAACAAACGGAUACAGCACACCAGAGCAGUCUCCUUUGAACAAUCAACUUGGUCUUGAAACCGUACCUGAAGGCAGAAAAGGAUCUCAGCUUGCACUCGGAGAAGGUUUCCUUUCGCCAACGAUUGCCAGUGAGAAUAGAAGGCUGGCAAACACUGCCGUUCUUGGAUCACCAGUAACGUCCAGUCCAGGUCAGUUCGCUCCUUCUUCGCAAUCGGGUGGUCAAACGCCAAAAGGGUCAGGCAAGGUGAUUGAAUCAUUGACGAAUGAAUUGAAUGCAGCACGUUCUGCAUUGGAUGAUACCAAAAUGCAAUUACGUACUUGUCAACGUACGGUUACCUCUUUGCAAAGAUCUUUGGAUGAAACUCGUGAUGCUUUAGGUAGAUCGCGAGCUGAGAAUGAAGCAUCAGGUCAAAUGUUAUCACGUAAAGAUCGACAGCAUCAAGAAGUAUUAGAACGUGCACGAAAGGCGGAAGCUGAAGCGAAAGAGUUGGGCAAAAGUAGUCGAGAAUGGGGAGCUAGAGUACGCAAAAUUGAAGCUGAAUUAGGCGAAGAACGUGUGACGAAGCAAAGGGCGGAAAUGCAAUACGAAGCAAUUUCUACCACCUGGAAACAAACUCGAGAGGCAUGGGAAAAGGAAAUGAAAGAACUUCGAAUGACGCAUGGAGAAACGGCCAAAAGAAAUCGUGAAGCAUUGGAAGAGAUGCGAAGGCGUUAUAAAGAAGUGGACAAGGAAGGCGAAAGAGUUCAUGUCGCAAUUGCUGAUUUGCAAGAAGAACGUGCAAAAGCUGCAAGAUCGGUUAUUGGACCGGUAAACGAAUUGAUGGAGCAAUUACGAGAACAUGAGAAACAUACAUCCUCUCACGAUACUGCAGUAGAAGAAGUACAAAGUGAGCUCAAACGAAUCUUGCGUUUGAUGCGAACGCCUACAAAGUAGAAAGUUCCAAUCAAGUCUACACUGUUUCAUGUAUAAUACCUUUUUCAAUAUGAUGCGUAACCU
Messenger RNA from Meira miltonrushii, 2434 nucleotides. RefSeq lists its product as uncharacterized. Bases 254 to 2371 code for a protein of 705 amino acids. The record is from RefSeq and is a predicted model, not a curated record. NCBI's taxonomy places the organism in Eukaryota, Fungi, Basidiomycota, Exobasidiomycetes, Exobasidiales, Brachybasidiaceae. The transcript has a single exon. Gene Ontology annotation, molecular function: nucleotide binding.